Messenger RNA from Symbiodinium natans, 1110 nucleotides. Lineage: Eukaryota; Dinophyceae; Suessiales; Symbiodiniaceae. The record is from the annotation of a GenBank genome assembly.
AUGUGGUACCUAGGCACAAGUAUGUACAACUUGCCAGUCAACGAUGUCCUCGUGGAUGGCGAUGAAGACAUCUUGGCGGACGCGAAAGAGAUCAAUUUCGACUAUGCCAGGAUGUACGACGAUCCCGCGAUGAUCCUCAAGAAACACGGGGGCUGGGCCCUGGGAAAGGCAACUCCCCUGCUGACCAAGAAGGAUCAGUUGGUGAUGCGGCUUACAGGAUGUACGCUGGAUCAACUGCUAGCCGGACGAGAUGUACCCGACUCCCCCCGCUCGAAGUCGGCGGCGCUCGAGGCGCAGCCAAGCUUUGCGGCGCAGCCAAUCUUUGCGGCGCAGCAGAGCUUUGCGGCGCAGCAGAGCUUUGCCAUGGAGGAGGAGAAGCCGAAGGAGGCAGAGGAGGAGGAGGAGGAGGAAGAGGACGCCGAGGCUAAGGAGGACAGCGAGGGCAGCGGCUCCCACGCCUCGGAUUACAAGAUUGACCCCGAGCAUCCCAAGAUCGUUCCCUUCGGCCUGGCGCUCUCAGUGGUUUCGGAUGAGGACAUCCAGGUCAUGGCCGUCAAGUGGAGCAGGUAUUCAUCUUGGCCCUGUUCCGGCGCUGACACAUGCUUCUGGGAUCCCAUGGAUGGAAACGUCGCCAUCAUGGAUGAGACCAAGGCUGCGCCAGAGCCGGUCGUGGAGCUUGCAGCGGAUGCUGCGAACAUGGGCGAGCAAGAUUGCAAGGAUUGCAAUCCUUGCAUCUUCUUCGCCAGUGCCAGGGGCUGCUUGCAUGGUCUCGGCUGCAAGUUUUGCCACAUGCACCUCGCGAAGAGAGAGGGUGCGGCAAAGAAGCGUGCACGGAAGCAGACGCGUGACAAGCUGAAGUCCCAGGUGCUACAGCUCUUAGGGGAGGCCCAAGAGGACAUGCAGGCACAGCAGGACGAGCUUCAGCUCAUGGCCAAGAACAACUCCUUCGUGCGUGCCUUCGCCGUGGCGAACUUCUCGAAGAAGAUCGAGCUCGCAUCCUGCGACCUGGGCGAGUCAAUUGAGGGCACGGGGCUUAAAAAGGAUGAGCCCCAGAACUCCCCAGAUCUGAACGGGCUCACACAAGCCGUCAUUAGCUCGAAUUGGCUCUAA